This is a messenger RNA of Knipowitschia caucasica, 513 nucleotides long. The record is from the annotation of a GenBank genome assembly. NCBI's taxonomy places the organism in Eukaryota, Metazoa, Chordata, Actinopteri, Gobiiformes, Gobiidae.
AUGGCUCAGACCAGUUUGCUGCAGGGAAAGCGCUUCUACUGCCGCGAGUGGGUGUUCCAUAAGAUCCAGCACUGCCUCCAGGAGAAGAGCAACAACCUGAGUGGAUCCACUGGAAUCAAUCCCAAUAAACAGCCCCCAGCGGCUCCCAGCGGGGGGCCGUCCUCCACCACUCCCAGCGCCCUCACCUCCGCUCUCCCCAGCACCAGGGGCGCCUCAUGGGGGGUGCUUCUAGUCGGGGGUCCUGGCAGUGGGAAGACCGCUGUGUGCUCGGAGCUGCUGUGGCCCACGUCGGUCCAGCGCAACUUGGACCAGCACGGCCUGGCGUUCCACUUCUGCAGAGCGGACGACGCGGAGACGCUGUGUGUGGGGGGGUUUGUGCGGGGGCUGGUGGCUCAGAUCUGCAGCAGUGGGAUUCUGCCCGGAUACCAGGAGAAGGUUCUGGAACCAGCAGCACAGAGCGCUCUGCAGCCGGGGGAGUGCGAGAGGAACCCCACCGAGGCUUUUAAGAGGUAA